Molecule: messenger RNA, 852 nt
Organism: Rotaria sordida
Lineage: Eukaryota; Metazoa; Rotifera; Eurotatoria; Philodinida; Philodinidae
Source: the annotation of a GenBank genome assembly
AUGGACCUUCCUGUUAAUACUAAACGUUCGUUUGGUGGUCAAUACGGUUGGGCAAGUCCCUUUGUCAUCGAAGUCAGAAGAGACCUGAAACUUCAACCAGAUGAUUUACCUUCAAAAAAGCCAAACAUGAUUCCGAUGCUUAUUGAAAAAGCUGCUUGCGGUAUUGUUGAAGAAGGAAAACACAUUGGAAAACAACGAGAAGCCGAAAAAUUAGCUAAAAUGCUAAGAGAAAAGAAGAACGCUGGUAUGGAGGAAGUAUGGAAACUUUGUGUUUAUCUUUACACAUUGGAAAGUUUCCUCUACAAAACAUUGAAUGCAGCAAUGAGAUUAGUUGGAGAUAAAGAACGUGAACAAGUAUGGCGAAGUAAAGUUCGUACAUUAGGUCCAUUCUGUUUACUACUCUGGGAUGAUCCAUUUAAUCAAAAAGUGACAAUUAAAAAGACACUUUAUCGAGGAGCCGAACUGACGAAGAAACAGAUUGCUAAAUAUAAAGAUAUGGCCAAAGAUAAAGUGGCAUUUGGGUCAUUUCAAGCCUAUACAUCUUGUAGUCGCAAUCGUGAAAAAGCCGAAGAAUUUGGAAACACAUUAUUCAUUAUGAAAGUGUUGUAUGCCUUUAUUGCUGAUCUCAGUCCAUUAUCUGAGUAUUCUGAAGAAGAAGAAGAACUUAUUACACCAGGUGUUUGCUUUCGGGUUGAAAGCGUUGAAUUUAAUCGCAAGACAAAGAAAUAUUUGAUUCACUUGCUACUUCAACAACGAUUUUCAAGUAAGCAAGAAAAUAUUCUUUCUAAUCACAUUUGUAAUAUAACAAAAGUAUUUCAUAAAAUAUUAUUUUCAUUCGAUAUGCUACAUUAA